Molecule: messenger RNA, 1320 nt
Organism: Neurospora tetrasperma FGSC 2508
Lineage: Eukaryota; Fungi; Ascomycota; Sordariomycetes; Sordariales; Sordariaceae
Exons: 3
Coding region: 253-1320 (355 amino acids)
Biological process (GO): translational initiation
Cellular component (GO): eukaryotic translation initiation factor 4F complex; cytoplasm
Molecular function (GO): translation initiation factor activity; RNA 7-methylguanosine cap binding
Source: RefSeq, a predicted model, not a curated record
UAUUACCACCAACUCCGUCAUCCUUUUUCGUCGCCGCUGCCGCCCCUGUGCCUGCUCCCGCGACAACUCGAACGACCAAUACACGCCGGCUUUCCGCAUAAUUACAGGCUAGCUUUUCUUGCAGUACUGCUUCUGAAGAAUUGCUUGCGCCGCCGCUCACUGUGUUGCAUUAGCCUUCCGGUGACAAGUUUCUUCCACUUUCUUUUUCUUUCUUUUCUCUCGUUCGUCGAGUUUUUGGUUUCCGACUUCUCCAUGGAUACCAACCUAUGGAGUCGCCGUACCAACUCGAGCAAGCUCUCCUUGACAACACCUGGAUCCGGCGGCCAGGUCGAUAAUUCGUCUUCACGCACAUUUUCCAAGCGAUUCGGCGGUGAUAGCUCGUCGCACGGAAAGACCAACCCCUUCAACUCUAUAACUACCCCAGGCGGGCUGGUGUCGCCCACGGCCGGCGCUUCGAGCGCUUUUGGCCUUGGGUCUGGCGCGUUCGCCUCGUUCGGUUCGGCCAAGACUCCCAAGACUACCGGCAACCCGUUCGAGACCACCCUCAUCGGUCAUUCCGCGAAGACACCCUCUGCUGAGAAAUCUAGCAAGGAGGGCGGCCUGGGCGGUAAGAUCGUUGGGAAGACUGCCUCCAACGCCUCUCUUGCCGAUGCCAACAAGAGGGCCCAGGGCGCAGUGUCCAACUCCCCGAGUUCGGGCCUAAAUCACCAGCUGCGUAACAGCUGGGUCUUCUGGUAUCGGCCCCCCAUCUCGAAGGCUAACGGCUUCAUCGAGUACGAGAAGACUCUGCACCCUAUCGCCACCUGCGAGACGGCUGAGCAGUUCUUCGCUGUCUACCAGCACCUCAAGCGCCCCUCGGGUCUGCCGCUGGUGUCCGACUAUCACCUGUUCAAGAAAGGAAUUCGGCCAAUAUGGGAGGACGAAGAGAACAAGAACGGAGGAAAGUGGAUUGUGCGCCUGCGGAAGGGUGUUGCCGAUCGCUACUGGGAGGACAUUCUGCUGGCUCUGAUCGGUGAUCAGUUUGGCGACGCCAACGACGAUGUUUGCGGCAUUGUUCUCAGUGUUCGGAAUGGCGAGGAUAUUCUCAGCAUCUGGGCUCGGGCUAAUGGCCAGCGGGUCCUGAAGAUUCGUGAAACCAUGCGCCGGACCCUCUCAUUCCCCUCCGAGACCAAGGUUGAAUGGAAGAGUCACGACUCAAGCAUUCAGCAGCGCACUGCCAUUGAGGAGUCGCGUCGCGAGAAGGCGAACAACCGCGACCAUAACCAGGGCGAUAAGCGGACCACCAACAGACAGCAGCAGCAGACGGAUAGCCGCCCGUAG